UGUGAAAGAAUUCGAGAUAAGGAAGGUAAGUAAUAAUUUUUAUGCUUACUAUAAAAUUGAAAAUUAAUUGAUAUUUAAAUGCCACCACUGUUAUAAUUAGGAAUGUAAUUAUGCGGAUUGUUAAAAUGCUUUUUGCUUUAAUACACAUCAUAUUGCAUAUUGAAGAUUUAAUGUACACAUUUUUUAAAUGCGAUUUCAUAUGUUGUUAUUUUGUUUUGUGUAUUUAUUUUUAUUAGAAUAUAUAUGUUAAUCUCUUCACUUAAGAUUAAAACUGCGGCGUGUCACAAAUAAUGGUACUAACCCAAUAUAACAAUAAUUGAUGUUUAUAUACAUUCGUAUAUUUGUUCAUCGUUACAUAUUAUAUUUUCUGGAAUUAUAACAAAAUAUCUGGCAGCUUCUUAUAAGUGCUCUGUACGAUAUUUAGGUCAAGAGAGUUUGUUUUAUAUUAGAGUGUAAACCAAAAUGAUAUUAUAGUAUAUUAAUUGAAAAAUAUAUUAUGUAAAUGUGCAAACCGAUAUUUUGUUGAUCAUUGAAGUUACGCGUAGGAUAAAAAACCAGAAUCUUCUAAGAAGCGACCUAGAAUUGCACGUGUCGUCACAUUCAAUCUAAAUCGAUAAUCACAGCAUGAGCAAAGCACUUUGGCGUUAUUCGUUGUUAUUCUCGUCCAGAGAAAAAGAGAAAGGAGAAUGAAAAGAAAAAAGGUCAAAGAGGCCAAAAACGAAAAUAAAAAGAUAUAAGAGAAGGAAAAAUGGGUGAGAAAAAUAGGGGAGAGUCGUCGUACGUGUUAAAAGAGGAAGAGAAAAAAAAUCGAAUAGGAAAUGACGCUCUUUAAAUGUUUGGCAUUGCAGACGCGGAGGACUGCGGUAGCAGCGGCGAUUCGGCAGAUAUAACUGGCGGCAUAAUUAGCGAUACGCCGGCCGUUUACCAAAAACGACAUCUCUCCCCUGCUGAUGGAGGCAUUGACGCGCCGUCAUGCGCCAAGCAGCCCAGGCUUUUCGACACAGAGAGCCAUGACAACAUAUUCCACCGGCCGGACGACAAGAAUGUACUCCGCAUUUCGUCAGUGUCGAAACGUCUGCGAACUAGACGAAGAGUCAUCACGCAACAGGCACUCGAAGCGUUUAACGGCGAUUCUUGUUUACGCAGAAGUGUUGGGACGAGGGAUAUGGGCAGUGAUGGCCGACAAUCGGACUACGAGGAGUCAUCGUCCGACGAUAGAUCGUCUGUGCGAGAGGAUGGUUUAAGUUUACACACCUCCGAAUUGAAGGAGGUGCGGGUGUUGCUACACGACUUUAUGCACAGCAAGAAUAAGUCGGCAGUAGAUGCAUCGGACAAACAGCUUCCUUCCACGACUAGUAAGCAGAAUAACCUCUGGGAGGUAGAGAAAAUCAUACAGAAGCGUGAGCAGAACGGCAGUUCGCUCUAUCUGAUUAAAUGGAAAAACUGGGAUGCACAGCACAACACGUGGGAGCCGCUGUGCAAUCUAGUCAAUUGCAACGAUUUACUGUGCCAGUUCGAGAACGAACAGCGGAUGCUGAUCAAUCAGUUCAAAACGAAAGUAAACUUCUAUCCGAACGCACGCGACGUGGAGCACUUUCUGGCUCAGAUGCGAUGCAAGAAUAUGACAGUCGAUAACAUCAUAUCCGCUUUCGCCGGGGACGAUGUGUACAACUAUAUUCGACGUUAUUUCAAGUAUUCGUCGCGCCGCGGUAAACUAGGACCAAAGAUCAAGCAGCAUAUCCUCUGCAUGCAGCUGAUCGAAAUGCGGCGUGACCAGCUCGAUUCACUGCACGAUUGGGAGAACGAGAUGAACAAUAUUUCACAGGGCAAGCCAAAGAUACAGGUGGAGAAUCUGGUGGAUCUGGAGGGUGCGCCGAAAGAUUUUUUUUACAUCGACAGUUAUCUGCCGGGCAAUAGCGUGAUAAUACCGGACGAUCCGCCGAUCGGCUGCGAGUGCAACGUUUGUGAAUCCAGCGACAAGUCCGGCUGCUGCUUCGCACAGAACGGUGCGUCGUCGUUGCCAUAUACAACGGCGUUCCGAGUGCGCGUGCCGCCCGGCACUCCUAUUUACGAAUGCAACAAACGUUGCGCCUGCGACGUGCUCACUUGCCGGAAUCGAGUGGUGCAACGUGGUACCAAUGCACAAUUGUGCAUCUUUCGUACGGACAAUGGCCGUGGCUGGGGCGUGCGUACUCUGCGUGCCAUCAAGAAGGGCACUUUCGUCACACAAUACGUGGGCGAGGUGAUCAAUAGCGAGGAGGCGGAAAAACGUGGCAAGCAGUACAACGUGACCGGUCGUACGUACUUGUUCGAUCUCGAUUACAACGAAACCGACGAACAGUGCCCGUACACCGUGGAUGCCGCCAUGUACGGCAACGUGUCGCACUUCAUCAAUCACUCGUGCGAUCCAAAUCUUGCAGUCUACGCGAUCUGGAUCAACUGUCUCGACCCGAAUCUACCGAAUCUCGCGUUAUUUGCUACCAAGAACAUUAAACAAAACGAGGAGCUCACCUUCGAUUACACGUGUCAGAAGAUGCAGCAGCAAUUAUUGGAUGACGAACCGAAUGCUGAAAAUGGUGUUUCGGCGAAUAGAAUUCCAUGCAAAUGCGGCGCGGCGACAUGCCGGCGGUACUUAUUUUAAGAAAUAUUUUUAUCGAAACGUGUGUACCUUAAGCGAAUCGCUUAUAUCAAUGUUACAUUAGCGUUGACUCUGAUCUUAUUUUGUUUAUUGAAUUAGCAUCUAUAAUCUAAAAAAAAGAAAACAUCACUCGGAGUUAGUUAAUUUAAGAAUAACUCAGUUAAACAGUUUAUUCAACACUUUGUCGUCGAUUAUCUUUCCAAAUUUAUUUUUCAUUUUUUAAUCGGAAUAUAUUCGUAUUAAAUUUCAUUUUUUAAUUUAAAACUGCCAACCGUAUUAAAGUAAACAUUCAUAAUUAUAAUUCGCAAGCAAUUGAUUUUAUCGACCAUAAUCGCGUUAUGUAUCCUUUUGAUUACUGCAACUCUGUAGUAAUUAAUUUUAAUCGGUCAAUUUUAAAAUAAUCUUUCGAGAAAAAUAAUGUGCGAAAGCAUAAUUUGCAGAUAUAAUAUAAAAAUUUCCAAGAUGUCAUUACUAUAUAUUUUAUUACAGUUUUUUCUUGAUGAUUUAGUAUAUGAUUUAGCAAUUGUUGCGACGGCGAAUAACGAUUUUAUUUUGGCUUUAUUAUCUCUAAUAGAGAAAUGAGACUUCAAGAUACAAAUUUUUAAAUGCUGUAGAUUAAACUGUUUAUCGUUAUGAACUGGAAAGAAGGAAAACAAAAAGAAAUAACGCAGCGAGAUGAAGAAGACUGUACAUUUCAUUUUUUAUUCGUAUUAUUGAAUAUUAUAUAUCGAAAAUAAUAGCUGUUAAGUUUCUGGAAUAUACUAAAAGUUGUGAAGAUGCGACAAACCUGUUUGUUGCGUGGUUUUGUUUUAAUAUCAAUUCUAUGUUUUCAUCUUUACAUUCCGAUGAAAGUAAACACAAACGCCAAAAGGAUAGCAUAAAAAACGUGUUUCUCAAACAUCGUAACAUUAAAAAUAAGAAUUUUGUUUCUGGACAUUAUAGCAGAAAAAUUAGUCGAUUUUUGUUUUAGUAGUUCAUUUUUUUUCUUAGGGUAUUAAAUAAUUUUUUUUGGAGUAUGUCUGCAUCUUUCUCACGUAUCUAUUUGUGGACAUAUAUUAUUUUAUGCUAGAUUUGCAGUAUUACUGUUGGUAUUUCGAUUAUAUAUUAGAUUCUAAAUAUUAAUGAUACAAUUGAUAUUUAUCAGAAAGACAUUUUCAGAAACAGAAUACUGCAGAUUUGAAUCGAUCACCUAAGCGUAGAAGCUACAUGUCUUGAAAUAAUAUUAUUAUAUAAGAAUUCUAAGAGUGCGUACUGAGACACAAGUACAUACAUAUGCGAUGUCUCGAUAUCUCUGUGUUCAUUAACACGUUAAUUAUAUCUUCAGAAAAUUGUAUAUUAUAGCCAUUGUGAAAUUUAUGAGCAUAUUUAUUUUACUUUUGCUCGCACAGUCGGGACUACUUAAUGACUUGUCCGUGUGCUAAGCGAUUGAAGCUUUUAAUCUAUUUCUAGAUAAAGAAAAUUUUCGAUAUUGCAUCUCGAGCGCAUAGCGCACAGUGAUGUAAUUUAGAUAAAAAAAUUUAAUGCAGAUUUAAAAAAUGUUGUUUUGAAUUGUUUUUGAUUGUAUAAAUAUGAAGUAUUCUGAUUGCACCAAGUAAUUAUAAAAUUAUUGUAAGAAUUUUUUUAUAUUAGAUGUCCCAGACCGUAACACCUGUUGAUGGCAGAUACCUGAGGUUAUUUGGAGAUGAAAAUCUCAAUAUCAAAUUGUACUCGACAUUUUGAUAUUAAGAUAAUUUCAAGAAUCUGCAAUUAACGGGCAUUACAGUGGGCCCGGGAAAUAAUAUACAAUAUAAUCACGACGCGGCGUCAAUUGCUGGUCAACUGUAUAAGAAACGUUGAGAUUACCGACAGCAGGAAUCGCUCAUUUCAGACACGGCGGACAGAGAGAAUGUAAUAGUUAUUAUAUAUUACAUCUAGAUGCACUACAUUUUUCAUGUAAUGUAUUUAAUCCGAUACAUGAAUCUUUGUAUUGCAAGUUAGUGCCAAAUCUUAAUUUAAUUAUUACUAUAUAAUACUUAUUGAAUAGUUAAAGUAAACAGGGACUCGAACCGAACCGAAAUCGGAACCGUAAUCACAUAAUCAUAAUCGUAAUCGUAAUUGUUUUGUUUUUUCACCGGAAUCAUAAUCGGAUCGGCUAAAUUAUUUUCGGUUUACGGUUUUCUUUUUCAGUUUUUUUUUUGUGUCGAUUCCGGUUCGGUCCGGAUACCUAGUUAUAAAUUGUAAUAAUUAUUUCAUGUUAGAAUUAUCGUUUUUUUCUCUUAUCAGAAUUAUAUAUAAAAAAUUGAUGCGAGUUUUGUUGUGCACAUUGCUCGUUAGAAUAAAAUAAUAAAAUAAGUUAUUUCUGUUAAGUCAUUAUUAUCGUUAAUUGUGACAACAGUUUUUGAACUGCCAAAAGAGAUGUACAUGUGGCACUUUGCGCUGUAUCUUUUUCCUUUACAAAGAAACUCACUUAUUAUUCUGUUACAUCUGUCCACAUGUAUAAAACUACUCUAUUACACGUUAAUAAUGUAUCAACUGUUAAAACCUAUAUUAGGACAAACCAACAAAGAGAAUGUAUCCUAUAAGAUUUAUACACACAUCGUUGUUGUCGAUGAACUUGAUAAUAAACAUUUGCACAUAGACAAAUUACGGUACCGCAUUUAUCUUAUCUAAUUUUGUAAAACUCUUUGCACACGACUCUCAUCCGCCACUUGAUUUAAUGCAGCAAUUCGAAUGGCGACUCGAGAGGCGACAAUAAUAGAUAUCUUUCCUCUACAUUUUAGAUGUUUGAGUCUAUUAUCUAUGUGUGCACUUCAUAAGUACAGCAUUGUGUUUAAAAUUAUUAUUUUAAAUUCAGUCUGUUUUAAUGGUUAUGAGAAUAGCAAAAAAACCUUCAAAUGCAAAGGGUUAAUUAUUAUUUUAAAGGGAGCUUAUGUGACAUGUGUUAUAUAACACAUUAUCUCUAUAUCUAUGGCGAUGUGAGUAAUAAUUCGGCUUCAAAAUGUAAUAUGUAAUUAUUUUAAGUUAGUAUUUUCAUCAUAAGCUUUCUAACUCUAAACUAUAAGUAAAGAAAUUACAAUGUAAAGUGUCGAAAAAAGAAGAUAUUUGUAAAUAUCCUUUACACAUGUGCCUUUAUAACAAAAUAUUAAAACUCACGAAUUCACGCUAAAAGUGUUAAAUUUAUUUGACCAUAAAAUUGUCAUGUUGCGUCAUUCAUUGGAUUCUCUCUUCGAGAGAAAUCUUCUCGUGCAAGUGAGGGAGGAAGAGAAUAAGUUAUCUGAUUACUUUC
Messenger RNA from Linepithema humile (Argentine ant), 5903 nucleotides. Lineage: Eukaryota; Metazoa; Arthropoda; Insecta; Hymenoptera; Formicidae. The record is from RefSeq and is a predicted model, not a curated record.